Molecule: messenger RNA, 7594 nt
Organism: Spirometra erinaceieuropaei
Lineage: Eukaryota; Metazoa; Platyhelminthes; Cestoda; Diphyllobothriidea; Diphyllobothriidae
Source: the annotation of a GenBank genome assembly
AUGGAUCCAGCAGUAUCAAAAAGCGGUUAGUUUGGAAACAUUUAAAUUAAUAUAUCUAAAGUAACUUUAAUCGUCCGUGGGCACACAAUAAUGCUGAUUUUCUUACUUCGCCGAUCGAUACUUUCCAAGGAAGCAAAAUAAAUCAAUUUAACGUCUGUCUUUGGUGUCAAUUGUGCAUAAUGGUAAUUUAUCGAUACGGCCGCGAAUCAGUCUUGAUAACAUUUAGACGUCUAGAUCGAGACAGUUGUUAGCUCGUUUUAAUUUGAGGGCUAGUGCAGGGCUAGUUAUCUAACGGGUUGACGGGGCAUGUGUGAUGUCAGUCACGCGAAAGAAUUCCGGCGCAGAGAAAUUGUCACCAAGUGUCGGCCAAUCGCAAGACUAGCCCGCGACCGAGCGAACGGGCUAGCGUUAGGCGACUAAAAUAUUAUCAUCCCAGAUAUAGAUGAUUGGUAGUCGUUGCAACGAUUUAUUUUUCUUUAUUUUGCCGUUUCGUUUAUUUGUGAUUCAAAUCGGUUUGAAGGUGUUACUGACUGCCCAUGUGGUUUCCCCAAGUUUUUACUUCAUGUUAAGCAUAUGGUGAGUACAAAUCCUCAUAUGAGGAUUUGUACUCAGACGAUUUUGCAAUCUUGGUAAAUGUAGUCACACACACUAAGAAGACUGCAUCUUGGUUAAGUCAGACGUUGUUACCACUAACUGAAAUCGCUCGCUACUCUGCCUCGUUGACCAAAACCUACAAUUUCAGGUAAGCAUUUAAUUUUCCGCAAACGAUGGUUCUAAGCAGACUCGAAAAAAUCGUCACAGAUUUUCGACGUUCACAUACUAGCUCAUAUUCAAAAAUAGAUUUAGGGUCGAAUUCGGACCUCCGCAUGUUAAGAAGUGCCCCUGUCUUGGCACUGAGAAAUUAUAGUCGAGCAAUGAAUCAGAAAACCGACAAAUACUCCGUAUAUUCAGCGCUAACACUGAAUUUAGAAUUAUGCAGGUCGACAAAGCAAAUUCAAUUCGUUUUGCUUUAAGGCGAAAAUUCGACAUGAAAAAGUGGAGAGACUAAACAAGCUGAUUUAAAAGGAAAUUAGUAUUAAGGCUUAAGAAGUUGAUGUGUCUCCCGACAUGCGUUUCUAUUAAUGCAAAUCUACUCGGUUUUACAAGUCAUCGAAACCUUACAGCACGCCGUGCGAUGCUAUAUACUUGAUCAGUCAUUGAUUAAGCACUUACUGAUGCCAUAAAUCUAGUAUGGUUUGCAUAAGUCCUGUUUCUACUGUUAGGACUUUGACACAAGUUAGCAGAAGUCUCAGUUCACUAAGUGCGCGAAUGUUUUCCUGCACAAAAUCCAAAGUAUGGAGGUCUGUCGUUCUAGCACAUCCUCUGCAUGUUUUCUGCUCUCUGUAGAUUUCAAAUGCUUGUGGUUGGAUAUCGAGAAAAGUUGUUCUGUAUUUCAUGUUUAUUAGGGUCUCACUGUUUCAAACAACUGGUUCAACAAUAAUUGCAUGGAGCGUCCGUAGAGAAUAUUCAAAUAAAAUUUCACUCAGCUAAGCCAAGACUCGUAUACACUACCGUAUUUGAUGACGGAUUCAUGCACCGUUCCUAACUCGUAGGCAACUGCACGGAGCGUCUCAUUGUUUGAGUUUUUCUUAUCUGUAUGCAUUUGUUUAUCUAGCUCCGGAACACGAUUCAUCCGCUCUCGGCUCUGAGUCGUGUUUUGCAUACUGCGAAAAGUGCCGAUGUGAUGUCUACACCCAACUGCAGCAUGAGACUGGAAGGCGGACAAUUCUAUCUUGUGUGUUAAUAGCUAUGUUUGGGUAAGCGAAACAACAAUUUUCUGAAUAUGGCUUCUGCAGUUUUUAUCCACAUCGGAGACUUUUAUAUAGACUAAUUUAUGAUUAUCCUUGUCAUUAUUACCAGCAGAGUAGCCCCCCAUUACCACUUCAUCACCAUCGUCAGCAUAGUCGUAGGCUCCACCAAUGCCGUCGUUGCCAGCAGGUUCAGCCGACAUAUUUUCAAAAGCCUCAUAAGUAUCCAUAAUAUCACUAAGAAACUGUACUUCGAAUUCUAAACGCACUUCAAACUGACCCCAACUGCAUGGAUUUUGAUAUUAUUGCAUUUACAAUCACCAGUUAAACGAGCAGUUUAGAGGGGAAGAGCAUCAUUCUUCACAUCCUCUUAAGAUACCAUAUUUUAAAGUCCCUGUAAUCGACAAUAUGGAGGGUUUUAGCAGAAAUAAUCAAGAAAAGUAUGUUAUUCCAUGUCCCGCAAGGUAAGAUCAAACGCUUUGUGACUUCAUCCAGAACGGGGGCGCAAAUACCUGACUCUCUGGGGUUUUCAGUAAAAACAGUAACGUAAAUUGACACGCAGCAGUUUAAACUUUAAUGCUUUUAUGGACACCUGCUCAUAGCUGCGCUAUCAACAAAACAAAAAUAAAUAGCCGUCUGAGCGGGAAUCCAUAGGGACACAAAGAUCAAUACCUUCAAUAUCAGGUCACAUAAUUCUAGGAAUUUCGUUGUGUAGUUUCCCAACACACAAUUUUUUCUGAGAAACGUUGUGGAAGAAGGAGACAUGUAAACUGUGACAAGUGUUUUAUCCGCUUGAUGUUUUGAAUGCACAUUUGAAUCUAUCACCAGAGACUACAUCAGACGGGGGAAGUUUGUUAACCUUUUAUUGAUUUAUCACACUAUUGUCAAGGGAAGGAUGAGAUGGAGAGUAUAUUUGUUUUCAUCAAAGUGCUACUGAGGUCUAGAUAUGCUAGAAACAACGAAGAUCGCCUUACUAAGUCGAUCUGAAGUAUUCUACCGAAAUGACAUCGCAUUUGCAUUUUCCUCCCGUAUACACUUGGGAUUUUUAAAUUUAAAUCACAUAUGAACUUAUAUCUUGCUCAUAUCACUGCCGGGUUCACUUGUAAGGGAGCAGCUCCAAGACUGAGUCCCUGGUUGUGAAACUUGAGGUCCGAACACAUCAUAAAGGCUUGGAAUAGAGAACAGACAGAAAUUACCCUCUAGGUUAUCAGCAUAACGCAAGUAAACGUUCCACCUAUCAAGUGGUCACGACAGACGUUUGAAAAUUCGACCCAGCCCAUAGUUUUUCCCAAAGCGUACUUCAAAUUACAAUUGGUUUCAAACUUCAAUGCCAGUGAAGCUGCGUCCAAGUAAAAUAAAUUGGAGAACUGUUAUUAGCUUGACGCUAAGGCCAUUGUGGCGCAUGGACCGCCCACUCUUCGACCCCUCAAAGUUGGGCCACGUUAAAAGAACGGCUGAUCUCCGAAAGGGUGCACAGUUUGGCUUAUAAAGUACUAUUUGUUAGCUAAGUAAUUCGGGCAUGGACGCAACCUUAUACCAGUUUUUUUCCGUAAGAGGUAUGCGCAUAUAUGUUUGUCACACGUGGCGUUCAGUAAUCCCUGCUUCUCAAUUAACAAACCUAGCAGUCAACCCAUAAAAAUAUACAAAGCAGUUUUGUGAUCAAUAAACAAACUGCCGUCCAAAAUGUGGACGCCAGCAAGGCUGAAUCUUCAGAGAGUUAUGUGAUCUGAAAUUGCUACAGAAGCCUUUGCAGUGUCUAAAGUCCGUCGUCAUUUGUCUAAUUUCAUAUACCUCACGUGGAUACGGGCAUGAAAGCGGCAAAACCGGCUAAUUCUUGAUUGUUCUCCAGCUGUACGCCUCUUUUUGCGUCGUUCCAUCAAAACCAUCCUUAUUUCAGGGCAUUGAACUUUGCUCCGAUAGGUACACCCUCCUUGUGUGCAUUUUCAGGCGUUUGUGUAAUGUGUACUUUUUGUCUAAACGCAACAGCAUAGUUAGCAUGCCUCUGAGACUUGCGGUGGACUCGCACAGAACAGGCGACGAAAUACCAACCGGGCAGAUAAUACCAAAGCGGCUAUGCAAGACGUUAAUGUUAAGCGAUGUAGGAAAUCCCCAUAACUAUAUUCAGAAGACAAAAUGGCGAGCGAGCGUUGCUUUCGAUAACUUCUCCUCAGGCCAGUACAGUUAAACGGGACGUGGUACAGUGAGUGAAAAAAUCGAGAAAAGUUAGUUUCAAAUACAGGCUAGGAAAGAGCGGAAGGGUGCAGAAAGUUGUAUGUGGUUAGUCAACCUUUGACCACGGUAAGCGCCACAUUUUCGAGGUCAUUGCAUGUGGAGGACCAAACAGUUUUCGCGUCAUUCUUAGACUGUACCCCGCCCUAUGUAAUUGUAUUGGCCUGAUGAGAAUUUACCGAAAGGAACGUUCACUCGCCACUCUCUCUUCUGAAUAUAGUGAUGGGGAUUUUCACACAUUUAAAACAGUCCAAAGACCCCACGGUGUUAAAGGCACUCAAUGGGUACCUACGUUUUAACACCAAGCUUGCGGAGGCGAAAGUGAUGGCCAAGUUUAUCGGGGACUGUAUUGAGAGAAAUGAGUAUCCAGACCAUUAUUGGAGAGCGCUGCGUCGUAGUCGCACAGUUAUUACCACAGAAACCCUGAAAAGAUAUGCCGAGAAUCAACUGGAGAGUACCCUCGUAAAAUUAGAGGAACUUGAGCGUCAUGUGUGUCAACGCACAGCCGUCCUAGAUAUCCUGGCAGAUGAGGAAAGACAAGAAUUCGACAUGUACACUCAGUCCAUUGAAAAGAAACGUGGAGAGGCAAAACGCUCUGCUCUUCUUAGGAGUUUACAUGAGAUGAAAGCCCAGUCACGGUUUCCGAAAGACCCAGCUCGGUACGUACACAACUACUCUUAUAUGACACUUGAUAAAACAUCACUUGAAGCAUUAUCCCUUGGUCCGAAAUUUUGCACACCUCGUCGAAAAGUAAAUCAGUUAGAAUUGGAAACGCAGUUCGAGAACCUCUGGAACCAAACAUUCGAUCUAUUGCCCGUUUCCACAGACAGUAUCCAACACUUCAAAUCCACACUAGUGAAUUGCAGCUACCAAUACCUAAACAAAGGACCAAAAAGUCGAGGAUUACUGACAAAAGCACACGUGGAAAAAUUAAAAGAACUUCGAGGGAACAAAGAGAUCUUGGUAACUAGACCUGACAAGGGAACAGGCGUCGUCAUAAUGAACAGAUCGGACUACGUAGCGAAGAUAGAGUCCAUACUAUCUGACCAGAAGAAAUUCAGAAAGACAGAUAAAUAGAAGGAUUGCACGGAUGACGCAGAGGCGAAAUUGACUGACUGUUUAAGAAGGCUCCACACAGGAGGUCACAUAAGUGACCAUGACUUCGAACACCUCCGGCCAGUCGGGACACAUAUUCCCCGAUUAUAUGGUCUACCUAAGAUCCAUAAGGAAGGCCUAAGGGUUCGUUUAAUUUCAGACAUGCGGAACUCUCCGUAUCAUGCGAUAGCUAGGUGGUUAGCAGGGAAACGCAAGCCCAUGCACGCACCACGCAACUACCGAGAUAUCUUUCAAUUCAUUGACGACAUUAAGGACCUCAACGUUAACGGCAUGACGAUGUUCUCACUGGACGUCACAGCUCUUUUUACAAACGUCUCGGUCACCGAGACAGUUGAUUACAUCUGUGAUUUUCUACCUGUCAGUCAGCAAGAAAUAGGAAUACCGACGAACACACUCAAGGAGCUGUUACUAAAGGGCACACUAAAUGUGCAGUUCCUUUUUGGCCACCAACUCUAUAGACAAAUAGACGACGUCGCUAUGGUCUCGUCUUUUGGACCUCUCUUAGCUCACGUCUUCAUGGGCAAACCGGAGAGAUUUCAACUAAGCGAUCAGAGGCGGGACCCAAGACGUUGAUUUCUGUGGUCGAGAUACAUGCAAGAACAACAGUCAUAUGGGACAAGAUAUGCGAUGCUGCCACCUCGAUCGACUACUUGUAUCGUGACAUGGCUGCCCGAGGUGACGACAGUGAGAGAUAUCAAUGCGCCCUAAUUUGUUUGAUAUUGUUUUGAAGGUUACUUUCAUGUAGAGCAAUUCAAAUGCUUUCUUGGUCUCUCCUGUGCCCUCUACGCCUUGUUUUGGUCUCUGACUGUCCCCUGCGAGACAACUUUGAACUAGAUUUGAACACAUUACUUAGCUAGCCCAGCCUCAGAUUUAGAGAGUCUUGAAUGUUUAGCAGCCCAAAGUUGCUGUGGAAGAGCGCAACGGCACGAUCGUUUCUAUAAGCCAUAGGACGUCUAAUUCUAUAUCUCGAGAUUUCAGAACUGAUGUAUUUUUGUUCAUUUCCGCUGUGAGGCCUUUUUUGCAGUCCUUGCAAACUCACACAUCAAUGUAGAAUGAGACCAGUCAGGGAGCUGCUGUGUUUGAAUUGUAUUAACGAGAAAGUAUUGCUCAUCGUUUGAUGGACGUGGUCAUCCUCGUUCCACUUGACGACGGCAACGGUCGCGUUGACGUCGCGCAUAAAAACCUUUUGUUCAAGUCCUGUUAUGCCCAAGGCGAUUCCGGCACCACAAAACUAGUACUUAAAAGGGUCCUGCUGUCGAGACCAGGUCCGCUAUUUGGGUUGAUAUUAUUCGUCCCCUCGACUUCUGUGCACAUUAGAGAAGGUUAAGAGAACAUCUUAUUGGUCAUCCAAACCGUCCAGGUAGGAGACCGCGACAGCAUCAGUAUAUACACAUUUCUCACGGAUGCGCCAUCGAACACUACACUUAUUGAGGUAAUCUACUCUAGCCACACCUCUCUUCCCUACUCUAUAUCCGCGUUGUAUGAAUGCUGAUCGUACCUUCCUUUCAUUCCAGUUUCUUUGUUUGGAGAGGGUUUUUAAAACGUCCAACACCCAUUGUUAUGCUGUCACUUUUUAUUUUAACAUUGUCACAAAAUAUCUAGUCAAGGGUCUGGUUUAUGGCCGAGGUUACUUAUUCGGGAGUACAUUUGUAUUGAGCGAAAGAGCUGAACAUCAAUGAAGUUUGUGGUAUCACAAAGUCUGAUCCUCCAUAUUGUCACUAAUAUGAAGGGGACCCAGUUUUUACCAUUUAAUAAUACCAGUAAGCGAAUUUAAUGCCUGUUUCAGGCAUUGUCAAAAAGGCAUUGAAUGGCCGUAUUUUUACUCCGAUGACUACUUAAAAGUAUCUUGAACAUUUUGAGGCAACAGCCACGGCAAGGUCUUUUAAUUUUUUCUUUGGCACUUACAAAUGAAUAUUGCCGGUUAUUUUCCUUCAUCACAAUUGCUGCCCGGAGUAAAUGGCCUCGGUCAUAAACCAUACGCUUGCCAAGUCUAUUACCACAGACUUACCCAGGCGAAGAAUUCAUACUUAUAAAUCACCGAUAGGCCUCUAGUUAGGACUGACCUUCGGAAGAGACAUAGUUCAUUUUCAAUUCCACCCUGACAAGAAGAGUUGUGCAAUUAGGGCGAUAUCUGCAUCAAAAUGAGAUGCUCCUUUGCACUAACAAGAGUAUGCCAAUGCAUAUGGCGUUUGCUUGAGAGUCAGCUACACGUACUGCAGAGUACAAUACUGAAAGCUUAAGCAAACUUCCUAUGUAGUUCUGCAGCGUAAAAGCUGUCUACCUUUUCGAUGUGCAAACCGCUUCAUCUGCGAAAUGCCAGAAUUUAACAGUUACCUCCUUCGUCGAAUUUCAGGGGAUGCCUCUUCUGCUUCCUUAUCCCCUGGUGUGUAGACUCCUGCCUCGAUGUUAAUCACAUUUGUCCUACUUGCGGAAACAGCCUCGGUGUCUAUCGUCGUCUAUAA